CUUCCUCUCUCUCUAUCUCUCUCUCUUCGUUCAUACUCCGUAGAUCAUAAAUUCCUCAGUCUAUUUCUCUUGAGGCCGGGCACAUAGUGCACUCAAUACAGGCCUUCUUUAAUUCUUGCUGCUUAAAAUCUCAUCUUUUUCCCAUUCACAUAAAAGCCCACAUUUCUGCAGUCAUCUUUUGCCAGUUUGUAAAAGAUUUCACAAACAAGCUCUUCCUUUUUUCUGGCCUGCAUUUAUAGUUUCAGUCAGUCCCGAGGACACCAACCAUCCUCUCAACACUUCGUAACGGCUAUUUAUUCCUCUGGCAUUAAGAACCAGAGAUUUGGGCUUUUCUUGAGCUUUCAGGGCAAAAAGGCGAUUGAUUGAGAAAUGGAGCCACACAGGCAGAGUGAAGAAGCCAUAGUAGCGCCUUCCAUCAUCAACGAAACUCAACAGGUAGAAGAUGAAGGGGGAGUGAUUCAGCAUGAACAGAAGCACAGUUUCAAGGACUUUCUCUGGCAUGGAGGAUCUGUGUAUGAUGCUUGGUUCAGCUGUGCUUCAAAUCAGGUAGCACAGGUUCUUUUAACUUUGCCAUAUUCGUUUUCCCAAAUGGGGAUGCUCUCUGGAAUCAUUCUGCAGAUCUUUUAUGGUGUUCUUGGAAGCUGGACUGCUUACCUGAUCUCUGUGCUCUAUGUGGAGUACAGAACUAGAAAAGAGAAGGAGAAUGUCAGCUUCAAGAACCAUGUUAUCCAGUGGUUUGAAGUGUUGGAUGGAUUGUUGGGGCCAAAAUGGAAAGCAGUUGGACUGGCAUUCAAUUGUACCUUCCUUCUAUUUGGUUCUGUCAUUCAGCUCAUUGCCUGCGCAAGCAAUAUAUACUACAUAAAUGACCGGUUGGACAAGAGAACAUGGACAUACAUAUUUGGGGCGUGUUGUGCAACGACUGUGUUUAUCCCAUCAUUCCACAACUAUAGGAUAUGGUCCUUUCUUGGAUUGGGCAUGACAACAUACACUGCUUGGUAUUUGACCAUUGGUGCCCUUCUUCAUGGCCAGGUUGAAGGCGUUACACAUGGUGGCCCUAAAAAAUUGGUGCUUUAUUUUACUGGUGCCACUAAUAUACUCUACACUUUCGGCGGGCAUGCGGUGACUGUGGAAAUAAUGCAUGCGAUGUGGAAACCGCAAAAGUUCAAGUACAUCUACCUAUUCGCGACGCUCUACGUCUUCACCCUAACCCUCCCAUCGGCCACGGCCAUGUACUGGGCCUUCGGCGACCAGCUUUUGGGCUACUCCAACGCCUUUGCUCUCCUCCCGCGCAACGGCUUCCGCGAUGCGGCCGUCAUUCUCAUGCUCAUCCACCAGUUUAUAACAUUUGGGUUUGCAUGCACGCCAUUGUACUUUGUGUGGGAGAAAGUGAUAGGGGUGCACGACACAAGGAGCAUGUGUUUAAGGGCAGUUGCUAGGUUACCCGUGGUGGUGCCAAUAUGGUUUCUGGCCAUAAUUUUCCCCUUCUUUGGCCCUAUAAACUCAGCUGUGGGGGCACUCCUUGUUAGCUUCACCGUCUACAUCAUCCCUGCCCUUGCACAUAUGGUCACUUACAGAAAGGCAUCGGCCCGGCAGAAUGCAGCAGAGAAACCGCCGUUCUUUCUUCCGAGCUGGACGGCGGUGUACGCGAUGAACACAUUCGUGGUCGUGUGGGUGUUGGUGGUCGGGUUCGGGUUCGGAGGGUGGGCCAGCAUGACUAACUUCAUCAAGCAAGUCGACACAUUCGGCCUAUUCGCGAAAUGUUACCAGUGCAAGCACAAGCCACAGCUCCCUAAUCACCAUACUUAGCUUAUUAAUAUGUUUCAUGUUUCUCACCUUUUGUUUCUUCUCUUUUGUAACAUUUUUUGUUGUUGUUGUUGUGGUUAUUUCU
Molecule: messenger RNA, 1888 nt
Organism: Cuscuta campestris
Lineage: Eukaryota; Viridiplantae; Streptophyta; Magnoliopsida; Solanales; Convolvulaceae
Source: the annotation of a GenBank genome assembly